CGGGGAACGAGGCGCGUAGGCGAAGUCAGAUCGGGACGCGGCGCGUUAUAUUUAAGCCAUCCGCGGACCCGGCGCCCCACGGUACGUUGUCGGACUCGGUGUCCCCGGUGAACGAAAAUCAAUAUUUCCGUCGCGUUGCGAGGAGAAGAGAGAGAGCACACGGCGAACGGUCGCCAUUAUAUUCCGUAUACUAUUAUAAGCGCGCGAUCGCGUCCUCUCUCUCUCUCUCUCUCUCACGCUCUGACGUCGAGCCUCCUACGUUCCGGCGUCACGACGACGGCGACGACGACGACCGCCGUCCCGUCAUCAUCGUCGUUCAGUUGCGCCGCGUCGCCGCGACUCGUGUACGUGAAUUCCUUGGUUGGACACAUUGCGCACGUUGCGCGAUCACAAGACGAGAAGCGACCAGCAGUAGCAGCGGCGACAUCCUGAACAUCGUCCUCGGUGAGUCAAUCAUCCUUCUCUUUCUCUCUCUUUCUUUUUCCUACUCUCUCUCUCUCUCUCUCUAUUCUAAUCCUGCCAUCCUUUCUUCCUCAUCUGACGGAGAGCUGAAGCAGCCUCGGUGAGAAGACAGUUGUGUCUCCCUUUUUCUUUCCUACUCCUUUUCAACUCCUCGCUCGCCGAGACGAUGGCGUUCCUGAGGAGCGUGUCGCGACGAUGUUGCGGUAGCAAGAAGCUGACCAAGUGCGGCGUGAUCGGCCUCCUGGAGAACGCGGCGGCGUCGGCGACGACGGUGGCGAGGACACCGCCGUUGCGGCUGGUUACACAGGUGCGCGGUUACGCGACCUCCGGCGCCGACGCCGCCACUGACGUCAAGAAGCAGCAGCCGGCGGCGCCUCGCCAGGUCGACCCACUCGAUUUAAAGUUUAACGACCCGAUCGCCGCGUUCAAGAGCAAAACCACCAUGGAGCUGAUGCGCGCCUACGUUGUCUACCAGAUGUGCUCCAUCGAGUACAUCGUGGAGAACAACAUGAAGUUCAUGAAACUGGCGAAAGCGAUGUUGGGCGAGAAGCUGUUCACAAAGCUUAUGAAGGCAACGUUCUACGGACACUUCGUUGCUGGAGAGGAUGAGGUACAAAUCACCCCAGUUUUGGACAGGUUACGACAAUUUGGCGUAAAACCGAUUCUGGAUUAUUCCGUCGAAGAAGACAUUUCGCAGGAGGAGGCCGAACGACGCGAGAUUCAAGCCUCGGUAUCAGAAGCGGGUGACGAGAAGAGAGAAGGUCCGCUGAAAAAGUACCACGUGGAAAAGUCGUUCGCCGAUCGACGUUACAAGGUGUCAUCGGCCAGGACGUAUUUCUACCUGAACGAAGCGUCUUGUGAACGAAACAUGGAUAUUUUCCUCAGAUGCCUGGAGGCUGUGGCGAGUGCUUCGAUGGGCAUGGGCAUCACAGCUGUCAAAUUAACCGCGCUUGGUCGGCCGCAGCUUCUGCUUCAAUUGUCAGAGGUAAUUAUGCGCGCACGGCAGUACAUGUCGGACGUUAUUGGCGGCGAGGGUGCUAUUUUGGCUCAGCACGUGAAACCUGAUGAUUUUAGGAAAAAAUUCGAAGAGGCACACAUCAAAGACGAGGAAUCGGUGCAAAAAUUUCUUCAAAAAAUUCAAUCGGAUAAAGAAGGUGUGAUUCACCUUUUCCCGUGGAGUGGUAUUUUAGACGAAAAUUAUGAACUGAGCGAAACUUUCCAAGUACCUGAUAUUAAGACGGGCAAGAUGGUCAGAUUAAUGUCGCAGCUUACGUCGAAAGAGGAGGAAAUGUUUAGGAACAUGAUCAGACGUUUGAAUAAUAUUGUCAUGGUGGCUGAUAGUCUAGAUGUUCGUAUUAUGAUAGAUGCGGAACAGACGUACUUUCAACCGGCCAUUUCUCGCCUGACGUUGGAGAUGAUGCGCAAGUACAAUACGAAAAAGGCUGUGGUAUUCAACACUUACCAGACGUAUCUGCAAGAAGCGUAUAACGAGGUGAAAACGGAUCUCGAACAAGCGGAACGUCAAAACUUUUAUUUUGGUGCUAAACUUGUUCGCGGCGCGUAUAUUGAACAGGAAAGAGCGAGAGCAGCAGCUAUGGGUUAUCCAGACCCUACGAAUCCCACGUAUGAGGCGACGACCGAGUCCUAUCACAGAACGCUCAUGGAGUGCUUGAGGCGGAUGAAACAGUAUAAGGACAAGGGACUGGAUCCUAAAAAAAUAGGAAUUAUGGUCGCCUCGCACAACGAGGAUACUGUGCGUUUUGCGAUCGAGAAAAUGAAAGAAAUCGGAAUUUCACCGGAGGAUAAGGUUAUAUGUUUCGGUCAAUUAUUAGGAAUGUGUGACUACAUAACAUUUCCAUUAGGUCAAUCCGGUUACUCUGCGUACAAAUACAUCCCGUAUGGACCGGUUAAGGAAGUGUUGCCGUAUUUGUCGCGACGCGCGCAAGAGAACCGGGGUAUAUUGAAGAAAAUCAAGAAAGAGAAACGCUUGCUACUAAAUGAAAUCACAAGACGUAUAGUGCGCGGCAAAAUCUUUUACAAACCCAAGGGCAAUUAUACUCCAGUUUGAACAGUCGAUCCGUUUAGUUGCACAGAGACAGGAUUUUAAUUAUCAAAUUUAAGUAGUGAUUGUAAAUUAUUGAAAGCUCUCCCGAAAGAUGCGGGCACUUCGGAUUGAAAUAACUAAUUAAAGUAACUUGACGGACCUGUUACUGUGGUACGCGCAGUGUUAUCCAUUACAUAAAAAUCGCCUUGGUGUUAUAUUUUCGAAUGCAUCGAUGCUCAAAGCUGCUAAUAGACCUAUAGUAUUUCAUAUUUGUUCGUUUCACCCAUCAUGAUCUAAGAAAAAAUGCUAGUGAUUAUGUUGCAAUUGGUUUCACUCGUCAGAUAAUGCGUCUUUUCUGGCAAAAAGAGUCAAUACUGAUAUGGUUCUUUCUACGCUUCAAGUAAUUGAAAUUAACGAUCGUUUCUUUAACUCGUAGCUCGUGAUAUUUUCUGUGCGGUAUUAAAGAAUCGAUCGGCAGCUUGUUUGAUAUGAAACACCGACAGUCGGGAGAAAAUAGGCUCUGGUUUUUAGCACGUUCUCUUCAAGUUUUAUAAUGUUUUUGAGAAUCUCGUCGAAUAUUUUCCAUAUGUAAAUAAUACACGCGCGCAUUAAUUAUUUAUGAUCGUGUUCAUGGAACAUCGUCUUAUCGUCCAUAGUAUCUGUAACAGAGUAAAAAAUAAUGAAAAAAGAAAGAAGGAAAGAGAAGACACCGCUCACGAGUAUCCGAAUAGUAACUCCUGUGAUUUGUUACCAUCUUGAUAAUUGUUGCUCACGCUAAACGUAUUUAGAUCAAUUGCGAUGCAUAUAGUUACCAGGAGGGAACAGAUACAGGCUGCAUUGCACAUCCAUUAACGUUAUCGGCGAGCCUUUUAAUACUCGGUAUACUCGGAACGUUGAAAGACCGAUUGUGAAAAAGACAACGUAUUACGAAAAGAAAUGGUUCUUAGAAAUGCGACAAAAUAACAGGGUGAAAAUUUAAUGAGAUUUAGAGGUAUCUUAGCAAGAGACAUGCGGAUUUCCAAAUGUUUUGGUAAUACGAAG
This is a messenger RNA of Nylanderia fulva, 3547 nucleotides long. It is a transcript of the gene slgA, whose product is annotated as proline dehydrogenase slgA. NCBI's taxonomy places the organism in Eukaryota, Metazoa, Arthropoda, Insecta, Hymenoptera, Formicidae. Gene Ontology annotation, cellular component: mitochondrion. The record is from RefSeq and is a predicted model, not a curated record. Gene Ontology annotation, molecular function: FAD binding; proline dehydrogenase activity.